Lagenorhynchus albirostris (white-beaked dolphin) is the source of this 3059-nucleotide messenger RNA. RefSeq names its product HBS1 like translational GTPase (gene HBS1L). The transcript is spliced from 20 exons. The coding region runs from base 145 to 2547 and encodes 800 amino acids. Gene Ontology annotation, biological process: translation. The record is from RefSeq and is a predicted model, not a curated record. Gene Ontology annotation, molecular function: GTPase activity; GTP binding. Lineage: Eukaryota; Metazoa; Chordata; Mammalia; Artiodactyla; Delphinidae.
CGUCAUGCGUGCGCAGGCGCUCAGCGCUGAGGCCUGCCGGAAGCCAAGAUGGCGUAUAGGUAAUCGGCAGGCCGCAGUUGGCGCCUUGUCAGUAUUCGAGCUGGUAGUUUGUAAGCGGCUGUGGCGAACGCCCUCUCCGCCGUCAUGGCCAGGCAUCGGAAUGUCCGAGGCUAUAACUACGAUGAAGAUUUUGAAGAUGAUGAUCUCUAUGGCCAGUCUGUAGAGGAUGAUUAUUGUAUUUCACCAUCAACAGCUGCUCAGUUUAUUUACUCACGACGUGACAGACCUUCAGUUGUUGAACCUGUAGAAGAAUAUGAUUAUGAAGAUUUGAAAGAAUCCUCCAAUUCUCUUUUGAACCAUCAGCUAAGCGGAAUUGAUCAAGCUCGUCUUUUUUCAUGCCUUGAUCACAUGAGAGAGGUACUUGGAGAUGCUGUGCCAGAUGACAUACUGAUUGAAGCAGUUCUGAAGAACAAGUUUGAUGUGCAGAAGGCUUUGUCAGUGGUUCUGGAGCAAGAUAAAAUGCAGAAUUUGAAGGUCAAGAGUGAGGGAGCAAUAUCUACAGGAAAGAUAGCAAAAGGAGUCUUAUUAUCUUCCUCUGAAGUUUCAGCUGAUAAUGUUCAAAGCUCUUGUCCUCAAUCUGCAAACCAUUUGGAUUGCAGUAGCAAACCCUUUGAUUUUUCUGGCCCAGUAGCGAAAUAUGGAUUAUAUCAUAAUUCUUCGGUUGUACCAAGUCACUAUUUACUCCGUAAAAAAAAGAAACUUGACAGACCUAAAAGUGAAAAGAAACUAGAAUCAUCAUGUAGGUUUACUAUGUUAUCUGAAGCAAAUUAUUUCAUUGUUUGGAUACAUCAUAAUUUGUUUAACGAUUCCCUUAUUGAGGUACAUCUACAGUUUUUUCACCAUUACAGACAUCAUCACGGAAAAUCAAUAGAUUCCCAGUCAUCUCGAAGUGAAUCUGAAAUUGUGCCAAAAGUUGCUAAAAUGACUGUAUCUGGAAAGAAGCAAACUAUGGGAUUUGAAGUGCCUGGAGUAACUGCUGAAGAAAAUGGUCAUAUUUUCCACACACCUCAAAAAGGACAUUCUAGUGAAGAUACCGGCCUUGUUUCUUCUGAUGUACUUGAGACCGCUUCUAAAUCAGCCCUUCCAUCCCACACCAUUCAAGCAUCAGAAGAGCAGAGUUCAACACCGACACCAGUGAAAAAGUCUAGCAAGCUGAGGCAACAAAUAGAUAUCAAAGCGGAGCUGGAAAAGCGGCAAGGAGGGAAGCAACUCCUCAACCUAGUGGUCAUUGGUCAUGUUGAUGCUGGGAAAAGUACUCUGAUGGGCCAUUUGCUUUAUCUUCUGGGUAAUGUAAACAAAAGAACUAUGCAUAAGUAUGAACAAGAGUCUAAAAAGGCUGGCAAAUCUUCGUUUGCAUAUGCGUGGGUCUUGGAUGAGACUGGCGAAGAAAGGGAAAGGGGAGUAACAAUGGAUGUUGGUAUGACAAAGUUUGAGACCAAAACCAAAGUUAUUAUAUUAAUGGAUGCUCCAGGCCAUAAGGAUUUCAUUCCAAAUAUGAUUACAGGAGCAGCCCAGGCAGAUGUAGCAGUUUUAGUUGUAGAUGCCAGCAGGGGAGAGUUUGAAGCUGGAUUUGAGACUGGGGGACAAACACGAGAACAUGGCCUCUUGGUUCGUUCUCUGGGAGUGACCCAGCUUGCAGUUGCAGUCAAUAAAAUGGAUCAGGUUAAUUGGCAACAAGAAAGGUUUCAAGAGAUUACUGGAAAACUUGGGCACUUUCUUAAGCAAGCAGGUUUUAAGGAAAGUGAUGUAGCUUUUAUCCCUACAAGUGGUCUCAGUGGUGAAAAUCUAAUCACAAGAUCUCAGUCAAGGGAACUUACAAAAUGGUAUAAAGGACUAUGUUUAUUAGAACAAAUUGAUUCCUUCAAGCCUCCUCAAAGAUCUGUUGACAAGCCUUUCAGAUUAUGUGUAUCUGAUGUUUUCAAAGAUCAAGGAUCUGGAUUUUGUGUAACUGGUAAAAUUGAAGCUGGUUAUAUCCAAACUGGUGACCGACUACUAGCAAUGCCUCCUAAUGAAACUUGUACUGCAAAAGGAAUCACUCUGCAUGAUGAACCUGUCGACUGGGCGGCAGCAGGCGAUCAUGUUAGUCUUACGUUGGUUGGGAUGGAUGUCAUCAAAAUCAAUGUUGGCUGCAUAUUUUGUGGCCCCAAAGAACCCAUUAAGGUUUGCACUCGUUUCAGAGCCCGAAUCCUCAUCUUUAAUAUUGAAAUUCCUAUCACUAAAGGAUUUCCUGUGCUGUUACACUACCAAACUGUCAGUGAACCUGCCGUGGUUAAACGAUUGAUUAGCGUCUUAAACAAAAGCACUGGUGAAGUCACAAAGAAAAAGCCUAAAUUGUUGACCAAAGGCCAGAAUGCAUUGGUGGAGCUACAGACACAAAGACCAGUGGCUCUUGAGCUGUACAAAGACUUUAAAGAGCUGGGGAGAUUCAUGCUGCGCUACAGUGGUUCUACCAUAGCUGCUGGUGUAGUCACCGAGAUAAAAGGCUGAUGGGUCAGAAUUUCUACCAUGUUUCUAAAGACAGUGAGAUAGUUAACCUCCAUGUUUUGAAAGAAUCCAGUUAUUCAGUUAAAGCAACAAUGUGCAAUUGAUAUUUUUUUAAAUGAGAAAAUUCAAGCUAUAAUCAGCUGCAAAGAAGUAUUAUUCACCACUCCUACAAAAAUUUUAAGUUGCCAACUGGCAAAGAAAGGCUAAUAUUGCACUUUCAUUUAAAAAACUAGCUUUUCCUUUGAAAUGUUACUAAUGGAUUUACCUUUCUGAGACUUACGGAAGUUAUCAGAAAUAUGUGUUAGAAGACAUUGAAUCAUCAUGACGUGAACUCUACUUCCAGCCAAACCACCAAAUGUUUUCAGUUUUCUCUUUUGAUUUCAACUUACAACACACAUUUUUAAGGAAGAAUAACUAAAAUGGGUUAUUGAGGUAGUUAAUAUUUGACCUGAGCAGUUUUUUAGUUAACUGUAAGAAAAGAUUUGUUGAAGGUUAAUAAAGGUAUUUUGUGUUGA